Molecule: messenger RNA, 1273 nt
Organism: Dendrobium catenatum
Lineage: Eukaryota; Viridiplantae; Streptophyta; Magnoliopsida; Asparagales; Orchidaceae
Exons: 5
Coding region: 1-975 (324 amino acids)
Cellular component (GO): endoplasmic reticulum
Source: RefSeq, a predicted model, not a curated record
AUGAGAACGCCGGUUCUGAUGCUUACGACGGAAGCGAGCAAUCGCCUAAACAUCUACUUCAGCGUUCGUGUGCGCACCGGAAAACGCCGUAUAUACACGCCUUUUGCGCGUGGUGGGGAAGGGACCCCGCGUGCGCACCAUACGGCGAGGCCGGGUUCACUUAUAAGUACCGCCCGAGCGGGGGGAAAACAAAUUGUGUCAUUUAAACAGUACCGCGCAAAGACCCCAUACACGCCUUUAUGCGCGUGGUGGAGGAACAAAAAAUCACGGCCGCGGUGUUCUCGCAGAGGACACCACCAUACACGCCUUUAUUGCGCGUCGUGCCAAUUCGGCGCUCGGACUAUUUCCAAUCGUCCUGCGACGAUCGCUGUAGAGGAAACAUCCAAAUCUGAGAAGGAACAGAUCCUCAGCCAUCCAGAUGACGAACCUUCAUAUGCUGACGAUGUGGCUGUGGAUGACGAUGGCAAUGCUUACGUUACUGAUACAAAAGCAAACAAGAUAUGGAAAGUUGGAUCGAAUGGUGAAUUGCUUUCAAUCAUAAGGAACAAUAUCUUUGUCCAAAAAAAAGAAUGGUACAGAAACUUUGUUGGGCUUAAUGGGAUUGUAUACCACCAAAAUGGCUAUCUUCUUGUCAUACACACAGCUGGUGGCUAUCUCUUCAAGGUUGAUAUCAAAACAGAGGAUGUAAGAGUUGUACAAGUUACAGGCUCCCUUCUUUUGGGAGAUGGCUUGGAGCUUCUGUCACCAACUAAGUUAGUAGUUGCAGGCACACCAUCUGCUAGAAUUCUGGAGAGCUUUGAUGAUUGGAAUACUGCAACUGUUACAGAAAGAUUUAUUGGACCUUUGCAUCGCAUCGCUACUUCGGCGACAGUGAAGGAAGGGAAGGUUUACCUUAAUCAUUUAUUGGGACUGGGCGUUACAAGGAGGACUCAUGUUAUUACUGCAGCUGAUUUCACUGCUUUGAAAGCUAAGUGAUCAUAAUUUGUAUGUGAUUUUGUUCUUGUAUGUGUGCUAUAUCUUAAUAUUUUCAUAUGGUUUUGGAAGUACAUCUGCAGUGGAUCUAUGUGAUUCUGAUUUUAUUUGGUAUUUCGCGUUUGUUCUUUUCCAAAUGUUGUAGAUUUUUUUUCCAAAUGUUAUGUUGUAGAUCAUAAUUCUACUUAGUGGGAUAAAGGCUUGUUGUUGUUGUUGUUGAAUUGUGAAGCUUUAUUGGAUGUAUUUGAUAUUUAAGCUUGUGGAGCAUAAUUGAUAUCUAUGAAAAAAAUUCUUACGCAAA